AUGGCGAAGCGUAGUAAAAUAUCAGAAGUUAAUUUCAAUAAAAUGGCUGGUACAUUCCUAUUCCUAGCCUGUACUUCUCUUGAUAGAGCCUACAACUCCUCGGACAUGACUCAAACAAAGUGGAUAAAUUUAGAGAAAAUCCAGGGCCCUGCUACAAAAGCCAACAUAACUCUCCCCAUCCGCAAUCCUACAGAAGUCCAUAUUAGUGCCAUCAACGCCUUCGGUGAGAGUAAUCAUAGUAGGCGAUUGGUAAAACCUCCCCUCUACUAUCACACAGAUAAGAGUUGGAAAGCGCAGGAUGUCUUCACCUACGGAGCAAUCGGUCUGGGAGUCCUAUUCUUGCUCAGUCUUUUAAUCGCCCUUAUCGCUCUAAAAAGAAGAAGGAGUUUUUCAAAGGGAACGAAAUCUCCUUUUCUCAUCAAUUUCUCCCGUGGUCGAGGGGUAAAUGGUGGAAAUAUACGAUUGUACAAUGGAUCUUUACAGGACAACAGCCUAGCAGCUACCAAAACAACAAGUCUCAGCGGUCCGGCCUUUGAUUUUCUUUCCUCCGUGGAACCGGCCUGGAGUCAAGAAGUGAACUCCCUCUACGGUGCUGGUGUGGCUAUAUCUGGUGACGCGGAUGAGGGUAUCUUCAAUCUGAAUAUAAUACCUGUAUCUCGGCUGAGAUUUCUUCAUUACAUCGGUUGUGGAGCUUUUGGUAAAGUAUGGGAAGGCAGAUAUCUCGUUUCUUCUUCAAGUUGUUCGAAUCUGGAAGAUCGAUUUGAACGAGUGGCUCUUAAGGUGAGUAAUUCCUUGCUUUAUAUCAAACACCUCGCAAUGAAGUCGCCAGAUAGAGACAUUGAGAUCAUCACAGUUGAAAUGAAUUUUAAUGAAAUCACUAUGUGA
This is a messenger RNA of Rodentolepis nana, 885 nucleotides long. The record is from the annotation of a GenBank genome assembly. Lineage: Eukaryota; Metazoa; Platyhelminthes; Cestoda; Cyclophyllidea; Hymenolepididae.